AUGACUGAAGGAUUAAUUCUAUCAAAAUUAUUAAUAAAAGAAAAAGGUCAACAAUUUGCACAAGCAUUCGACAUACCUGAAGAGUCUUUUACAUUUUCGAAUGAGUGGAUUUCUAGGUUUAAAAGAUGUAAUGGAUUAAGAAAAGUUACAAUUCAUGGUGAAGCAGGAAAAACAAGUAAUCCAACUGAAGUCCAAGAUAAUACUGAGGAAUCUGCAUUAGAAGAUAGCUCUGCUGAAGAAACUGAAGAAAUUCAGGAACAACCUCAGGAAAGGUCACGAGGAAGGGUGCAAGGAAGGAUACGAGGAAGGAUGCAAGGAAAAAUAUGA
Messenger RNA from Scutellospora calospora, 327 nucleotides. NCBI's taxonomy places the organism in Eukaryota, Fungi, Glomeromycota, Glomeromycetes, Diversisporales, Gigasporaceae. The record is from the annotation of a GenBank genome assembly.